GUGGAUACAUAGAACAACAGAAGAACUUUAUUUCACAGGGAGCACACCUCUGGGAUGCUACAAAAAGCUGAUAGAAUAUCACAAGAAAGGAGAUCUCUCUUUCAAGUAUGUGAAGACUUUCAACAUGGAUGAAUAUGUAGGGCUUCCCAGAAAUCAUCCAGAGAGCUAUCACUCCUACAUGUGGAAUAACUUCUUUAAGCACAUUGACAUAGAUCCCAAUAAUGCUCACAUCCUGGAUGGGAACGCUCCAGACUUGCAGGCGGAAUGUGAUGCAUUUGAGAAGAAAAUUGAAGAAGCAGGGGGGAUUGAUCUGUUUGUUGGAGGCAUUGGUCCAGAUGGCCACAUUGCAUUCAAUGAACCCGGAUCAAGUUUGUCUUCAAGAACAAGAUUAAAGACUUUAGCAAUGGACACCAUUUUGGCAAAUGCUAAAUACUUUGAUGGAGACUUAUCUAAAGUACCAACUAUGGCGCUAACAGUUGGUGUGGGUACAGUGAUGGAUGCUAGAGAAGUGAUGAUUCUUAUAACAGGUGCACAUAAGGCUUUUGCACUGUACAAAGCAAUUGAAGAAGGAGUCAACCAUAUGUGGACAGUUUCUGCUUUCCAGCAACACCCUCGUACUAUCUUUGUGUGUGAUGAAGAUGCUACUUUAGAACUAAGAGUUAAAACUGUGAAGUACUUUAAAGGUUUAAUGCAUGUGCACAAUAAACUUGUGGACCCACUGUACAGUAUGAAAGAAAACUGAAAGAAGAAUGGAAGAGGAACUCCAUGUGGGUCAGCAGCGACAGUUUUAGGUAGCAGAUGAAUUCACUGCUAUGCAAUAUGCUGAAAACUGUUUAAAAUGGGGAAUCCUAGGUACUGUAUUAUUUUUCUAAAGGUCCAACAUCUGUUCAUUCACAUUCCAUCUGUCUGCUGUGUUGUGCAUUCUGCUUUUAACAUUGGGAGCUCUGUUGUCGGCCGGUGCAUAACUAAACGGAACAGAACCAACCUGGGGGAGCCUGCAUGUUAUGGAGGGGAGGGUGGGGAACAGAGCACUUAUUCUAGCACCUACAUUGUGUUAGAGAAGACCACCUUUUAUCUCAUGGAAUUUGUUAAUUUUUGGCUUGAUUAGUGUGACUACACUUCGCAUUUGUGUUCCAGGCAGAAUGGGUUUGGCCCUCAUCAAUACUAUGGACUUGUAACAGUUGUACAAUUUCUACUACAAAAUAUUCUGUUUACAUAUAUCUAAUGUACACUGAGCUUUUUGCACUUGGUUGCCUUAAAUUUAUCUUACAACCACUUUUUGGGGCAUCUCAAGUCCUGCUGUGCAAUUCAAAUAAAUAACAAAACAAAACAAAUAAUAAAUAAACAAACACAAAAGUAGUGCCUAAAAAUGUACCAAAUUCUUCCAGGGUAUCAUUUCCUCCACAGAUUCAACUAUUAAACUUCUGCCAUAGCACACUGUCCUCUCACAUAGCUGAAAUUACUUUAGGAUUUUUGUAUUUUUUUUU
Molecule: messenger RNA, 1487 nt
Organism: Dryobates pubescens (Downy woodpecker)
Lineage: Eukaryota; Metazoa; Chordata; Aves; Piciformes; Picidae
Gene: GNPDA2
Product: glucosamine-6-phosphate deaminase 2
Exons: 5
Coding region: 125-742 (205 amino acids)
Biological process (GO): N-acetylneuraminate catabolic process; N-acetylglucosamine catabolic process; carbohydrate metabolic process
Cellular component (GO): cytoplasm
Molecular function (GO): glucosamine-6-phosphate deaminase activity; identical protein binding
Source: RefSeq, a predicted model, not a curated record